This is a messenger RNA of Fraxinus pennsylvanica, 981 nucleotides long. Lineage: Eukaryota; Viridiplantae; Streptophyta; Magnoliopsida; Lamiales; Oleaceae. The record is from the annotation of a GenBank genome assembly.
AUGAAAUCUUUGGAAGUUGGAGAGAAAAUUGGUGAAACAGAGAGUGAGAAGAGAUCAUAUGACUUGAAGGAGGGAGACAAUGAUGAAGCAGAUUCAAGAGGAACUAACAAGAAUCUUGAGGAAAUUCUUUACGGAGUAGAAGAGGAACCUGGCUUCUAUGGAACUGAAAUCCCCGAAAUGGAAGCUAAUUUAAGUUUGUCUAUGAGUCUCUACUUUUAUGCGCCGUCUUUCAUUCACGAUGAAGAUAAAAAUCACAGCAAGGACAAUGACAGUAAUGGGAGCGAAGAUUCUUCACCAGAAAGUGAAGCACAAGAAGUCUCUAAAAAUCUGCAGAGAGCUCUGGAUGGAACCCUCUUAGCCGUAUUGGGAUUUCAUGUUAUGCUCGGGGUGAAAACAAGGUGCCAGGAUUGCAAAGAGACGCGAAGAUUUCUGCAUGGGAAUAGACUCCAGUAUGUUGAGAUCAUUAUUGAUGUGUAUCCUAGCAGGAAGCUAGAGCUAGAGAAGAUUGCUGGAUCUUAUGCUGUUCCUAGAGUGUCCUUUAAUGAACUUAUUGGUGGUUUGGCUGAGCUGAAGAGCUUGGAGGAGUCUGGUAAGCUUGAACAGAAGAUUGAGAUAGGUUUCACAAAUUGUGCAGGUUCACCAACUGUUUUCUGGGUUCAGAAGCUGUUGAUUCUGUCAGAUGAUCAAUAUUUAGAGAGAGAAGAGGAAAACGAGGAAAUGGAGCAGUCAGUAACUCAGCUACUACAGGAAGGGAGGAAAAGAAAGAAAAACAAGUUGUCACCAAGUGAAAUGAAAUCUUUGGAAGUUGGACAGAAAAUUGGUGAAACAGAGAGUGAGAAGAGAUCAUUUGACUUGAAGGAGGGAGAGAAUGAUGAAGCAGAUUCAAAAGGAACUAACAAGAAUCUUGAGGAAAUUCUUUACGGAGUAGAAGAGGAACCUGGCUUCUAUGGAACUGAAAUCCCUGAAAUGGAAGCUAAUUGA